UAAAAUUUUAUUACUGUCAUUUUUAUACUCUCGCAACAAAGUUGCUAAGGAGAGUAUUAUAGUUUUGUUCACAUAACGGUUGUUUGUAAGUCCUAAAACUAAAAGAAUCAGAUAUAGGGUUAUAUAUACCAAAGUGAUCAGGGCGACGAGUAGAGUUGAAAUCCGGAUGUCUGUCUGUCCGUCCGUCCGUCUGUCCGUCCGUCCGUCCGUGCAAGCUGUAACUUGAGUAAAAAUUGAGAUAUCAUGAUGAAACUUAGUACACGUAUUUCUUGGCUCCAUAAGAAGGUUAAGUUCAAAGAUGGGCAAAAUCGGCCCACUGCCACGCCCACAAAAUGGCGGAAACCGAAAACCUAUAAAGUGUCAUAACUAAGCCAUAAAUAAAGAUAUUAAAGUGAAAUUUGGCACAAAGGAUCGAAUUAGGGAGGGGCAUAUUCGGACGUAAUUUUUUUGGAAAAGUGGGCGUGGCCCCGCCCCCACUAAGUUUUUUGAACAUAUCUCGGAAACUGCUAUAGCUAUGUCAACCAAACUCUAUAGAGUCCUUCCGGCAUUUCCAUAUACAGUCCAAAAAUGGAGGAAAUCGGAUAAUAACGACGCCCACCUCCCAUACAAAGGUUAGGUUGAAAAUCACUAAAAGUGCGUUAACCGACUAACAAAAAACGUCAGAAACACUAAAUUUUACGGAAGAAAUGGCAGGAGGAAGCUGCACCCAGACUUUUUUUUUAAAUUGAAAAUGGGCGUGGCGUCGCCCACUUAUGAACCCAAAACCAUAUCUCAGGAACUACUCGACCGAUUUCAAUAAAAUUCGGCAUAUAAUAUUUUCUUAACACCUUGAUGUCAUGUACGAAAUAUGGGUGAAAUCGGUUCACAACGACGCCUUUUUCCAAUAUAACGCUAUUUUGAAUUCCAUAUGAUGCCUUCUCUGUAUGAUAUAUACGUUAGGAACCAAUGAUGAUAGCGGAAUGAAACUUUAUACAAAUACAAAUACUGCAUUUGAGCAGAGGUAUCCCUUGUGGAAAAAUUGUCGUGAUCGGACUAUAACUUUUCAAGCUCCCUGAUAUCGAACUCGAAGAACUCAGUGCCUAACCUAACCUAACCUAAUUUUUGACCGAAAAUAUCGGUAAAUCUCCCGGAUAAUGAAAUCUCGAUUAUCACUUUAUCAUGCGAGAGUAUAAAAUGUUCGGUGACACCCGAACUCAGCCCUUCCUUACUUGUUAAUACUUAAGUUGUAACCAAGCUUUUUACUGCGCCUGCUUCUUACAAGUAUAACUUGCUGAGGUAUACUCGCCGUGUCCAGGGUUCGUUACUAUAAAUUUGUAAACAUUGGGGCUCUUCUGCGAAUCGUACUUUAUUUUAUUUUAUAUUCUAAUUUUAAUCAAAGUUACAAAAUUGUUCCCGCGUUAUUGUUUCAGCUUUACAACAUUUUAAAUAUUUUCAUUUAGAUGCAAUUUACGAGUAUAUAGCUACAAAUGCCCCAGGAAGGAGUGCAUUUAACAGAGUUGAACGAUGCAUUGCACCUCUCAGUCGCGAACUUACUGGUGUACUAUUAAAUCAUGAUGAUUUUGGGUCACAUCUUGAUUCAAGUAAUCGAACUACUGACUUAGAUCUAGAAAAACGAAACUUCGAAAGUGCGGCCAAUGUGUUGGCUGACAUUUGGAGCAAGUUAGUCAUUGAUAAUUUUCCAGUCGCUGCUGAAUGUGUUGCACCCACUGUUACUAGACUGGAUAUUGGACAGGCUAUGAUGUUGAAAAAUAAUGCUACUUGGUAUGCUGAUCACAUACGUGAGUCACAAUAUUUUUUACAAAUAGUUCAAUGUGAAACUAUUGCAUGUUGCGGUGUAAGACGUUAUAGUCUUUGGAAAUUAUUAAAAGAAGGAUAUUUACCACCACCUGUGUUAAUUAAACAGACAUCAGAAGGUUAUGGAGUCACAGGGAGUGAUGGCAACCAUGCUAAGUUUGCUCCAUUAUUACUACAGAUAUUAUUAAAUCUCCAAGCAUCAUUCCAUCUGAAACAUGUUCCAUAUCAUAGUUAUUGCCCUAGUGUCGAGUCACACUUGUUCAAAAGAUCGUGUAGCAUAUGUGGCCUAUAUUUUUCUUCAUAUUAAGCCGCCAAUCAACACAAACAAUCACAUAAAAAACAAGAGCUGUUACCUAUCGCGAAAAUUCGUCCUCAAAGAAUUGCGGCACCGCACAGGCAUCUCCGCCCGCGAGCGUACGACCGGCAGCGCAGGCGAAUCAACCUCAAGGCAUUCUGGCCAGAUCAGCAAUCGAAGUGCAUCAGCCCGAUCUGCAUGUGAAAGCAGCAAUGAUUCCUCGCAUUAGCCCGCCUAAUAUGAACGACACCAACAUCGAGUCUUAUUUUUUGUCACUGGAAUUCUGGAUCGCUGCUACAGGUGUGACCCACGAUUCACAAAAAUACAAUCUGGUCAUUGCACAAGUCUUACCAAGCAAGCUAAUGGAGCUGAAGGCGAUAAUCGAUUCUACUCCCUCAAUAAAUCGUUACGACUACGUCGAGUCCAAACUUAUAGCUCAAUUCGCGGAUAGCCAACAACGACGCGUACAUCGUGUUCUUUCCGAUAUGCAAUUAGGCGACUUAAAACCAAGUGAACUGUUCAACGGUCAAUCGACCUCUGGGCCUCGCGUCUACCUCCACACGCUCAAUCUGCUGUUAUCGCAUCAAAGGGUGACGUAGCAGAUAAAGUUGCUAUUGCAGAAGCUAUCGCGGACUCCAUGAAUUUUCGACAAAUUAGUAUGGUAGGUAACCAAGCACCGGCAACAGGCACCUCCACGCGAACUAACAAUGAGUCAACCACGCUAGAGGAAUUGAGGCAACUGACGAGGCAAAUCGAAUCCACAAAAACGCACCGAUCGCGAAGCCGUAGCCGUAGCCGACCGAGACAAGAACGAAAUACACGCCAGGAUUGCGCACAGCCAAACGAAUUAUGCUGGUAUCACCAUAAAUUUGGGGCCAAUGCUCGAACUUGUAGGAAACCCUGCUCUUAUAAUAACAGGCAAAAUAGCGAAUGACUAUCCGAAACGAAAACUGCAGCGCCUAUCGGUAACGGAACUCCUGCAGUCACACACCGCUUGAAACUCUUCGACGGACUUUCUCAAUACAACUUUUUAAUAGACACCGGGGCAGACGCAUCGGUAAUUCCCAAAACCACUCGAAACAACAACAAGAAGCCAUCAACCGUUAAACUGUUUGCGGCAAACGGCACCCCAAUUACCGUAUACGGUGAAGUGCUUCUAAAAAUCAAUUUAGGCUUAAGACGAGAAUUCCUUUGAAACUUCCUCAUCGCCGACGUUACGAGCGGAAUUAUUGGAGCCGACUUUAUGAGUCACUAUGGACUGUUGAUUUACUUAAAAAAGAAACGAUUAGUCGACAACCUAAUUUCAGUGACAUCGCCUGGGAAGCUCGUAAGUAACAAUAAAUCUAUUUAAAUAAAAAUGAAUCGCCAAAAUGUAUGUACGCUCAUAACUUUCAUACUACAUACUGAACCAAAUUUGAUAAUUCUUUCUUUAAAAUAUUCAUUGAGGUUCAGGGAUGGUUUCUGCGGAGAAAAAAAUUCGAAUAAUUGCCGGAAAACCCCUAAAAACAGCCCAUUUCUUUUUCUCAUACAAACGAAUGAAUGUUUGUUCGUUAGUAACGCUAAGAAAAUGGCUUACCCAAUAUUGAUGAAAUUUUAAGAGGUUGUUCGUUGUGGAUCGGGAAAGGUUUAGAAAUAAAAAACCUAUAUGUCUUCCAUGGGGAAAAGUCGGAAAAUUGAAAAAAUCCAAAAAGUUGAUUUUUUCCAUACACAUUUUUUUAUUCAAUUUUUUGGUUUUGUUUUUCCAUUUUUAAAUCUUUCAAAUUUGGCGUUUGCUUCAAAAAUUUUUGAAAAUUAUUCAGUGAAAAUGUUAUGUGUUUUUCACACAAAGUGAUCAAUUACAGAUUGAAAUUUGUCACGAUGCCAUGAAGAGGUCGCGAUAAUAUCGGUCAGCGUUCUUUUUGGCAUCAACAUACAUUAGCAGCCCAAGGCACAUGAACGAGUACUCCCAGGAUUCGAUGUACGUGUAUUAUUGGUCGCGAUCAAUCAGAAAGCGAUCGUCACGAUGUCACAGCAAGACUUUUCAAGCAACAGCUUCGAUGGACAUUAUUUUGAAGCAACGCGUAUAUGGUGCUGUUAGAUGCUAGAUGUACUUUGUUGAGUGGCAAACGAAAGGUUUGCGAACGCACACAUUCUUCUUUGGAUUGUGGAUGGUGGUUAUACCAAAUCAAAUUCAUGAAAUCAUUCAAUAAUGCGGCAAUUCCUUAUGCAAAGAAAGAUCCAGCAUUGUACGAAGUGAUGAAAACCAAUAAGGUUCAUGGACCUUGUGGACACCACAAUCCCACUUCGGUUUGUAUGUCUCACAAUAAAUGCACUAAACAGUAUCCACGCGCGUUUCUUUCGGAAACAUAAACUAGAAAUGAUGGAUAUCCACUCUAUCGGCGUUGCUCACCAGACGACAAAGGCAGAACAUUCAGCAUCCAAUUUAGAAGAGUGAAUAUCGAAGUUGACAACACAUGGAUCGUACUAUAUUCACCAUUAUUGUCUAAUUCACAUUCAAAACUUAUAUCAGUGUUGAGUUUUGCAGCUUGGUGUAAUCGAUAAAAUACGUUUGUAAAUACAUCACCAAUGAAAGCAACAUGGCGAUUAUUGGUCUUGAACGAUACGGUCGAUACGUGAACUGCAAUAAAGGGCUUUGUAGGGUAUUUACUUUUGCAAUUCAUGAACGUUUUCCGACUGUUGUGCGUCUCGCAGUUAAUUUGGAGAAUGGCCAAAGAGUGUAUUUCAACCCAGAGAAUACUGUAUAGCCAGUGGAAACAUCGCCAGCAACAAAAUUAACAUUGUCGAGUUUUUUCUCAACUUCAGCCAGUGAUCCGUUUGUGAGAAAAUUGCUCUAUUCGAAAAUGCCUUGAUAUUAUACAUUGAAUGCAUCGUCGAAGAAAUAAUUACGCAGAAAGCAAGGCCAACCAGUAGAUUGACAUGCAGGUGUGUUAUCAACUAAUGCAUUAGGAUGAAUUUACACAAUCUACCCGAAAAACGACGAUUGCUUCUACAUUUGGUUGCUAUUGAUUAAUCGGCGGUUCAACUUCAUUUGAGUCAUUGCUUACUGUGAAUGAUACGGUAUGUGCAGCUUUUUGAGAAGCAAGCCACCAAUUACAAUUGCUGGAACAUGAUUGUUUAAAUGAGUUAAGCAUCCACCCCCCUCUACUCGGUAAAACUGGCGCAUCCUAAUGCAACAGUGCAAUUCACCACAGGAUGCCACUACGAUACAACACCAAUACAAUUCACCAUACUUGCACCAACCCGGCUAACAGAAGCAGUGGACAGCGGAGAGGCUGACUUUUAUUCGAUCAUAAACUUGCGCAAGGACACUACGCCUCGUCGCCUCACAAUUCGCUACCAACAUUCGCCACGUCAACAAUUCGUCACGCACUCCUCGCUGAGACAACUUCGCAUAUCAAUUUUCGUUGUUCCUACACCCAACCCGCGCGCUGUAAUUAACUAUCGUUUAUACACAUUGGAUCGGAUCAAUCCUGUAUGCGGCGUUCAACAAUUAAUUCGACCGCGAUAGUGCUCAUCGGCUAAGUUCCACCUGAUACCCUUCAUUUAUUAUAUCGUAUCUUGGCUGUGCAAAUGCCUUUAUAUACUUAUGUGCUUAUUAUGCACAUUUAUUGUUAAAUGAUAAGUGUCAAAAUUAAUCCUUUUAAUUAAAUUAUAUUGCAUUGAAGCCAUAAAAAGUGUUUGUCUUGCCCCCCGAUUAUUCAUGGUCCUUCGAGCCAUAGUGACAGGCACUAUGGAUUUUUAAACAAACAAAACAAUCAAUCGAGCCAAAAGAGAGUAGUGUGCUAAAAUAAAAAACAAAAAGUGUAGUGGGCCAAACGAAAAAAAAAAAACCAGUGCGCAGUGAAAAAAUCAGUGCAGUGACUUAACCAGAACAGAAAUCAAAAAACAACAACAUAUUCUUAUACUUACGUAUAUACAUAUAACUAAUAAACAAAUAAAAAUCAAGGGAAGGUGUAGUGAACAAACAAAACAAACAAAAAAUAAAGUGCAUUUGAAAGAUAAAGCUACUAAGCAGUUUAGUAAAACAAAAAAACACGGUGAAGUGACAAAAAAGAAUGUUCAAACUUAAGUAACAUAUACAACAAAAAACCAAGUGUCGUGACUCGGCAAAAAUAUAUGCAUACAAGUAUGUAUAUGCAAUAACAAAACUGCGGUAAUAAAACAUAAACUUACAGAACCAAAACAUACCAAACAGUUUCAGCAGAAGGAAAAAUAAAACAGUAAGCUAAAACACAAAACGGGCGCGAAAAACCAAAGCACCAAUAACAUAAAAAAAAAACAACGGGCGCGAUAAUUACAACAAAUGAACAAACAACAGCAGAAGGAGGUAGCCAGCUGGAGCUCAGAGAGAGGAACAAAAAGCAGAAGGCGAUAACAUAUGUGCAUAUGUACAUGCAUCCUGCAAAGCUUACCAUACGAGUACAAAGUGAGAGUAUUAUGUUCUUUUUAAUUUAUUAUAUGCAAAUACAUACUAUGUAUUGCUAAAGCGCCGCUUCAACGGCUUGAUAAAAAUAAAAAAAAAUUCUAAACACGGUAAAAGCAAAAACGCAAUACCGCUUAACGCAUUAUACAUUUAUGUAUAAUUUAAUAAAUAUUAAUUGAAUGGCUACUGUAUGUAUGUACAUACAUAAGUACGAUUGCCUUCGUGGGGUCUUAACACAAUUAACCCUCCAACAAUACUUGAUUAAGUUAUAAGCAGGAUUGCUUUAAAUUAUUAAGCGAAGGCAAAAUUUAAAAUCAAAGCAUAAAAAGCAACACAAAAAACAGACAUACGUAUCUUUCCAUAUACUUAUAUUCUAAAUUCUAUAACAAAAAUAUAUACUUAUAUACAUAAGUGCAUAAGUGCCUUCACAUCACUCAUUUUCGUUUUUGCACUCUUUUCGCAGUGCGAACAUACUCAUGUACAUAUGUAUGAACAUUUAUAUAUAUGUACAUAUGUAAGUACAACGAUAUAAAAUCCGCCUAUCUCUUACCCUACAUUGAGUACUGGCAAGUUAUUAAAAACAAAAAAAAAACAAAAAUCAAUUAAUCUGAUAAUUCCAAAAAAGUAAUUUUAAAUUCACUUACAAUACGGCGGUAAUGUGAAAUAAAAUUUCCUUAAUUUUAAUUGAAAAAUAUACUCAAAUCGCGGUUAAAUAAAAACUUUGGGCAAUAUCCCUUGUUCUUUGGAAAACAAAAACAAGCAGGAUUGCAUACAAAAGGCAAAUUGAUCUCUCUAACGAGCUCUCAAUUGCUUACGAACAAAGCAUAUUCAUACACACACACUAACAAUUCGUGCAUACUUAUGUACAUAGCGCAUUGAUCUCCUCAGCGAGCUCUCAAUUGCACAAAGCAAAACACGUACAAGUCCACGCAUUAAGGUGUACCUAAAUUCAAAACAUUUGGACAUCGAAUAUUUUAAUAAAUAAAAAGCGCGGGUUUAAUUGCAAUUUACAAUUUAUACAUAUUCAAAGCAAAAUAUAUAUUAAAAAAAAAAUAACAUUUCAUAUAAAUAUAAUACGAUAGUAAGAAAGAAAAAAAUCAAAAAUGAUGAAAGUUGAUAAUAAUCAAAAUACACCUGCAGGAGCUACACGCCCAAAACAGGUUGCUAAAUUUAUUUCAGAAAGUGACAGUUUAACAAGAUACUGCACUAGAUUUGCCUCUUCACCGAUUCAAGAAAACUCCGAAUCCUUAUUAGAAAUAAAAAGCCAAAAUCUUGAAAAUUUCUGAACUCGUCUCCAAGCGGCUCAUGACGCCAUAGUAGAAUCUGACGAUUCAAACGUACCACAAAAUUUGAAACAAUCGGCUUACGCAAUAUAUGAAAACUGCUUAGACCAAUAUGAAGAAACAAAAGCUAUGAUCUCCGAUCAGUUAAAGCUAAUAAAAGCAAUUGUACCUACUCCACAUCCGAGAGUAGAGCUGCCACAAAUGCAACAAUAUCAAGAGGCAAGUUCAGGCAUCCAACUCGAGUUGCCCGCUUGUGACACAGAAACCUUUUACGGAGGUUAUGAAGAAUGGCCGUCCUUCCGGGACAUGUUCACGGCCGUGUACAUAAACCAUCCUCAAUUAUCACAAGCGCAAAAAUUGUAUCACCUCAGAUACAAAACUAAAGGUCAGGCAGGCAUAAUAGUAAAACAGUUCGCUCUUAAUGACGAUAAUUUCAAUUUGGCUUGGGAAGCUCUAAAAGCUAGAUACGAAAAUGAAAGAAUACUGGUCGAUAAACAAGUAACGACACUAUUAAACUUGCCUAAAAUCAAGAAAGGAACAAGUGAAGAAUUUGUAACACUACAAUCCACUGUUUCUAAUUGUUUGUCGACUCUGUCGACACAAAAUAUUCCCACAGACAGCUGGGACCCAAUUCUGGUAAACAUUUGCACCGCCGCAUUACCAGAAAAGUCGUUACUUCUAUGGGAGCAAUCGCUCUCAUCUCGAAAAAAGUGCCCAACGUGGCAACAAAUGAAAGAUUUUCUCACCACCCAAUAUGAAAUUGCGGAAAGGUUAGAAGAAAAAAUACUCAAAUCUAAGAACAAACACGACCAGAAUGAAAGCUUAAAUAGUCCCCAAGUUAGAAACAAAAUCAAUUCAAACCAAAACUUUUACAAAACGCAAUCGUUCACAUCCGAACAGAAAAAACAUACGUCAUGCGAACUAUGUAAAAGAGGGCAUAAACUUAUAUUUUGCCAGAGGUUUAAAAACUUAAAUAUUAACGAAAGGAACAACUUUGUCAGGUCAAAAGGACUCUGUACAAACUGCUUGUCCCACUCACACAAUCUUAAAAAUUGCAAAAGCAAAUUUAACUGCUUAUAUUGUCAUAAAAGACAUCAUACAAUGCUUCAUUACAGCAGAUAUCCCAUCUCACCUCAAAGAAGCUCUUAUACACAAAGAACCACAGGUUUAAUUGCAAAAGCAAAUCCUGAAACCCAAAAUUCGAAAAAUUGCCAAGAGACACCAUGUUGCUCAAAGGCACAAAAAGCUCAAACGCUGCACAUCGAAACACAAAGUGGACCAGUUUCAAAACUAGUUACCACCAUACCAAAACAAGGCCACUAUAAUAACAAAUGCCUUAAUUCACAAUUAAGGAAAUUUCAAAAGUCAAGGAAAAUUCUCCCUAUAAUAAACAAAACUCUCGAAGGUCAGUAUUGUGAAGACUUCUCCAAAGCCACAACUACUCGACCAAAUAAUGGCCGGUACGUCGUACGACUACCACUAGAGCCACAAUUUUCCAAUACCUGACAUAUUGGUAGGAAAAACAAAGUAAAAUUUCGGUCUAACAAUAUUUAAAACUGAAAUAUAUGUUACUUUUCGACCCCGCAGGAUGGCUUUCGCCCAUAAUGGAAAAAACACAAUCCUGAAUAAAUCCUAGAGCGGGGGCGGGCUACUAAACGCCAAAUUAGUGCAUAAGCACUUAAACAUAAAAUAAAACAAAAGUGUCUCGAAAAGUAAAAACACAAAAAAAAUCGACACUUUUCAUACAAUAUUGCCCCACAGAGGCCUAAAUUGUAAAAUAGGAAAAAAAAAAAACUAUCGCCCCUACAUAAGUGCUCCUCAUAAGGGUAGUUGGUGAGAAUCUGUUGUAAAGCAUGAACAUCCCACUUAAAAAAUUUUAAUUCUAAUGAAGCCGUUCGCAAUUACCGGCCACUCUCUCGCAAGAUCCCUCUAUUGGCACAGUCCUAACUCCAGGGCUAGGGAGUACCCAUUCUGGCCAUAUCUGAGCCAGGCAUGGAGCUACUAUCCUUCAUAAGCCAAGAAUAAAUUAAAUGCAAACAAUUGCCGAUCAUACAGAAAAGGCAAAUAACAAACAAUCCACUUAAUAAAACGAAAAAAGAAAAAAAAUCGCAAACACAAAAGGUUUUCAGUCAAUCGAAUAAACCCGCAAAAUAAAGUUGCUUCUCUUAAGCACCUACCCGCAUAUUAAAAUGCACAUUUAAAUACACGUGGCAUGUUUAAAACUAAAAUCCGUUCUCUACACACACGGAUAAAUACGAGUAUAUUACAACUCCAAUACUUCUGCUGUCAGAACGUAUUCCGCGCUUUGGGUACUCUACCAGAAGUACUCCGAAAUACAUGCAACAACGUGUAAUACUAGGCAAAAUAUUCGCCUAGGGGGCCCAGGAUGUUUAAAUGAGUUAAGCAUCCACCCCCCUCUACUCGGUAAAACUGGCGCAUCCUAAUGCAACAGUGCAAUUCACCACAGGAUGCCACUACGAUACAACACCAAUACAAUUCACCAUACUCGCACCAACCCGGCUAACAGAAGCAGUGGACAGCGGGGAGGCUGACUUUUAUUCGAUCAUAAACUUGCGCAAGGACACUACGCCUCGUCGCCUCACAAUUCGCUACCAACAUUCGACACGUCAACAAUUCGUCACGCACUCCUCGCUGAGACAACUUCGCAUAUCAAUUUUCGUUGUUCCUACACCCAACCCGCGCGCUGUAAUUAACUAUCGUUUAUACACAUUGGAUCGGAUCAAUCCUGUAUGCGGCGUUCAACAAUUAAUUCGACCGCGAUAGUGCUCAUCGGCUAAGUUCCACCUGAUACCCUUCAUUUAUUAUAUCGUAUCUUGGCUGUGCAAAUGCCUUUAUAUACUUAUGUGCUUAUUAUGCACAUUUAUUGUUAAAUGAUAAGUGUCAAAAUUAAUUCUUUUAAUUAAAUUAUAUUGCAUUGAAACCAUAAAAAGUGUUUUUCUUGCCCCCCGAUUAUUCAAUGAUAACCACUGGAAUCAAACGAUGGGCGAUGCGAUAGCUACUUCGAAUGCAAUUUAAUUUCGCACACUUUUCGUUAUGAUCAUUUCGACCCUUCAAAUCAGCGUCAAUUGUGGUAUUCGAACCAAAAUGACAUUGCCGAAGAUAUUUUAUAUCGUAUUAGCUAGGAAUUGGAAAAGGGAAAAUUUCGGUUGAUUCUUCCAGUGGUUUGAUAUCAUUUUUCCCUGCCUAUCCUUAUCGUAACUACGAUUCCUUAAGUGCACGUGCAAUGCUAGCUGCCAAAAAUACCGAUGUUGUUGACUUAAACUGGAAGGCUCAAAGUCAAAUUCCGGGACACUUGCGCUCAUAAAAAUCGAUCGAUCGUCUUGACAAUGAAGACGACGCCGUGAAUUAUCAAGUGGAAUUUCUAAAUUCUUUGGAGAGACUUGGUAUGCCAUCGCAUCAUUUAUGUUUCAAAGUUGGAUCUGUCGUUAAUAUGUUUCGCAAUCUUCAUGCGCCGAAAGUGUGUAAUGGAACCUGACUGAUUGUGACGCAGCUAUCGAAUACAAGGGGCAGAACGCUUGAUUCUACGAAUUCUUUUGAGUUCCAGCGAUAAGCCGCUGCAGUUCAAACGUAUUCCGUUUCCAGUAAAAAUUCCAUUUGAGAUGAUAAUCAACAGGACACAAGAAUAGUCGCAUAGUGUGUGGCAUAAAUUUAGAAAUGCAAUUUUUUUCACACGGCCAGAUAUACGUGGCGUGCUCACGAGUUGGAAAACCAUCUUUUCUGUGCACCGGAACAGAAACCAAAAAUUUUGUCUUUCAAGCUGCGUUACAUUGACAAAAAAAAUGAAAUGAUAAAUUUAACUUUCUUUUCAUUUUAAAACACAUAAUUUCACGCAGGACAACGGCUGCUGGGUCAGCUAGUUAUCAAUAAAAACAUUCGACACCUCAUGCGCAUAUGCAGGCCUACUGAAAGAGUUUAGCAAUUUAACACGCAUGGCACAACCCGGAAACCCAGCCGUAUCCUCAGCCGUUAAUCACAUCGAAACUCGCGGCCCACCUCUAUCUGCACGACCAAGACGCCUUUCACCAGAUAAACUGGCAGCGGCUAAAGCAGAAUUCGAAAGUUUAAUCAAAUUGGGCAUCUGUCGCCCAUCGAACAGCAGUUGGGUCAGCCCUCUUCACAUGGUAAUGAAUGCAGACGGUACCUGGCGACCAUGUGGAGAUUUCAGGGCACUCAGCAGUGUAACA
Bactrocera dorsalis (oriental fruit fly) is the source of this 12000-nucleotide messenger RNA. RefSeq lists its product as uncharacterized. The transcript is spliced from 2 exons. The record is from RefSeq and is a predicted model, not a curated record. The coding region runs from base 7925 to 9301 and encodes 458 amino acids. NCBI's taxonomy places the organism in Eukaryota, Metazoa, Arthropoda, Insecta, Diptera, Tephritidae.